Pocillopora verrucosa is the source of this 1355-nucleotide messenger RNA. RefSeq names its product leucine-rich repeat-containing protein 57. NCBI's taxonomy places the organism in Eukaryota, Metazoa, Cnidaria, Anthozoa, Scleractinia, Pocilloporidae. Gene Ontology annotation, molecular function: protein binding. The record is from RefSeq and is a predicted model, not a curated record.
AGGGAGGGUUGCAAUGUACAUGACAGACUUGUUUGAUAUUAUGAUUGUGAAUAUUCGUUGAAAUUUAGCGGAGUUGGCUAAGGAAGCGCCCGAUGACUGAUAGACUUAUCGAAAAUGGGUAAUUCGCUGUCUCCACAUUUAGAGAGUGCACAAAAAACUGGAGUCUGUUCUCUUUGUGGCAAGGGACUGUCAGAGAUUCCUCCUCAGUUGCUAAGGUUAGGGAGUUCCUUACGAACAUUGGACCUCUCUGAGAACAAAUUAAAGGUUUUGCCCGCAGCGUUUGGCAGUUUUACUUCCUUGAAGAGUCUUACAUUGUCAUCAAACAGUAUUGGGGUUUUACCAGUGGAACUCUCUCAGCUGAAGAAGCUAGAAGUAUUAAUUAUCAACAAUAACCAUCUUAAGGUCCUCCCUCUAGGACUUUUCACAAGCCUGAGCCACCUUAAAACCCUUUCACUAGCUUCCAAUCAGCUUACAGCAUUCCCAGAGGGUCUUGGUACCUCAAAGCAUUUGGAUGUAGUUGAUUUGUCCAAUAACAAAAUCCGCAGUCUUCCAGAGUCUGUGGGAGAUUUACAAAUGGUAGAACUUAACAUGAAUAAAAACCAAGUUGCAUUACUUCCUGCCAGUCUUGCAAGAUGUCCUCGACUCAAAGUUCUUAGAUUGGAAGAAAAUUGUUUGGCUUUAGAUGCUGUUAAUCCAGAACUUCUGAAGGAAUCACAGAUUUCCCUGCUUGCAGUGGAUGGUAAUUUGUUUGAAACAAAACAGUUGCGAGAGGCUGAAGGCUAUGACCAGUACAUGGCCCGAUUUACUGCAACUAAAAAGAAGUUCACCUGAUGCCAAGCUGAAUACUUGUUGUCUUGGUGCUCACAAAGACCUGUGUGUAGUAAAUUGGAUCACUGUGACAGUUGCUUGUGCUUAUGGGCAUGGUGUAGACUAGAGUGAGGAAGGGGGAUCUGUAACUCCCCUCUUUAUAAUUAAAGGAUGUGUAAUUGCUUUCGAUAACCUUACCGUCAUUAUGGCACUAAUGUACAGAACCUCUUCCUAGAGAUGCCAAGCUGCUUGCAGCAAUGAGCUAUGAAAAUGUUGAAAGCCGUCCUUCAAAGGGAAUCCUGAUUAAGGGCUCAUGCUCAAAUUCCCAGCUUUAGCAUGUUUUUAUGGUAACCAAUUCUUAUUAUCAACUUGUUUGAUAAAACCAAAGUGACUUUUAACUGUAAAGUGGUCAUAAAAACAGGAUUUUUAUUUUGCCAAGUGUACUAAAAUUGAAGUAAAAUUGUAGGGUUGAUGGAAAGAGAUUAACACUUGUAUCAUGUAACACUUUAUUAACAAGGAAUUAAAACUCACUCUUGGUUGCUUGGAUU